CACGUUGCAAGCUUCAAACGCAUUGACACCAAGGGAAGGUUAUGUGUAUAUAGCGCUCAUUACGCGUGUGUAAUAAUUGAGUCGCAACACCUUCUGAUUUUGCUUCGGUCGGCCCUUUCCGUGGCCUUUGACGGCACCGCGUCUUUUUUUAGGAGUCACAGGGGUCUUAGUCACGAUGGGUAACCAGCAAAGCGCCUCUGCCCCGCCGCCCGCGACAUCAGCAGCGCCGUGCGCAGAGGCUGCAGCUGCAGCGGGUGCUGAACCACCAUCUUCGUGUCCAGUAAACCCGAAGUACAAGAACCCAGCGGUUUACAACGUGUAUGGUCAGCGCAUCAACGACCCCAACAGCCAGGCGAAGCCCAGCCCGCUCGCGUCUAUUACGGGUGCCGACGUAUUAGACCCAAAGAACAACAUGCCGCUGGAGCCGAACCAGCUGCCCUGCCCAGGGCAACGUAAGCCGCUGUCGACGGAACGUGUUGCAUCCAACAUCCCGAAGGGCGGCACGGAAAGCACGUGGCUCUUCCCCUCGCCACAGAUGGUCUUCAACGCACUCAAACGCAAGGGCAAGGGCGAUGACGUGACGGAGGAUGACAUGGACGGCUUCAUUGCGGCGCACAACAGCAUGAACGAGGCAACGUGGCAGCGGGUGGCGCAGUGGGAGAUGUUGCACCGCGGCGAGUGCGACACGCCCACGCUUCUGCGCUUCCAGGGCAAGCCGCACGACCUCAGCCCACUGGCCUGGGUGCGGCACAUGCUGGGCGGCCCCGCACCCUUCGACCGGCACGAUUGGGUGAUUGACCGCUGCGGCAAGGAGGUGCGCUACAUCAUCGACUUCUACUUCUUUGACGACAAGGCCGGCACACCACAGGCUUUUGAGAUCGUGGCUCGCCCAGCGGUGGACAGCGUGGAGGCCGCCCUGGACCGCGUCAAGAUGAACAUCUACCUCAAGUUCGCUGAGUGGGGGCUGCCCUGCCCCAUCACGGGACAGGCAGGCGCAGUGGCGCAGGCAGCGGCGGCGGCGGGCGGCCAGCAAGCGGCCAGCGGCAGCUCGUGAGCGCAGCGGUGUUGGGCGUGCUGUAUGUGUAGAGUGCUGAGGAUGAGAGGGCGAGUUUUAUGGCAUUGUAAUGUCCGGCCCAAGAGCUGGGCCAGGCAGUGGUUCCAGCAGGGACGGCUGAGUGCAAGCAGGAGCAGUCGCUGGGGUAGGAUAGAAGGACUGGGUUAGGGAAUGCUGGCGGGGUGGACCAGGUCUGGAGGGCUGGAGGUAAGCUAAUUAAGUGGACAGGACCAGGUCUGGAGGGCUGGAGGUGGGCUAGUUGAAUGCACAAGAUGAUUGUUCCGUGGACAGGCGCAUGUAGAAGCCUUUGGGGGUCAGGGUGUGGAGGGGCUCAGCUCCCUUUCCCGUGACCGGGGAACACUUGUCGGGUCAGGGGCAGCAUUGACAUAACGGAUGCUAUGCCCGACCCCUGUUGAUAGACCAGUCGCGUGUGUAUGUUUGCGGACUCGGCUACCGUGUGUUAUGCCGCGCAUGUGACAUUUGAGUGUGGGUGUGGGCGGCCAGAGCAGUGAAUGCGCCCGUGUGAUGACCGCGUAUGCUAACGUGCUGAUAACCGUGUGUGUUGCGCACCUUGUGCCUAGUGGGGGUUGCCAACUGAUUGUCUACUGGUGAUUACGUGGUGCCAGUGCCGGCGGACGUGCCGGUGUGAAGUUUUGGAUUUAGUGACGUGCUCCUUAGAGUGUGGACAGGAGAGGCUGACGGAGAGGAGCAGAAGCAGGAGCAGUGGUGCGAGAAGCAGUGCCUUGACAAUAGCGCCGUUGCUGCAGAUCGGCUGCGGUGGCGGCAAGCCGGCAGUGGCAGCUCAGGAGCGCGGUGGUGCGGGGUGUGGGGGACUGGCGUCAGAGGGCGCUAGGUGGCAACUCAUCACUGGCCUCGCUGACGCGUUCAGGCUGGACAAUGCUGUGUCCAACAAGUGCUGAUAUCGCAGCACAGUACACACUGGCUAGCCGCUAGCCUGAUGGCGCUAGGUUGCAAAGAUGGGCGGAAUGGCCGGGUCCGAAAGAUGAAGCUGCUUACACUUGCGUUGAAACCAUGAGGGCUUAAA
Messenger RNA from Chlamydomonas reinhardtii, 2099 nucleotides. RefSeq lists its product as uncharacterized. Gene Ontology annotation, molecular function: holocytochrome-c synthase activity. Gene Ontology annotation, cellular component: mitochondrion. Lineage: Eukaryota; Viridiplantae; Chlorophyta; Chlorophyceae; Chlamydomonadales; Chlamydomonadaceae. The record is from RefSeq and is a predicted model, not a curated record. The transcript has 5 exons. The coding region runs from base 176 to 1054 and encodes 292 amino acids.